Phytophthora nicotianae INRA-310 is the source of this 1720-nucleotide messenger RNA. RefSeq lists its product as hypothetical. NCBI's taxonomy places the organism in Eukaryota, Oomycota, Peronosporomycetes, Peronosporales, Peronosporaceae. The record is from RefSeq and is a predicted model, not a curated record. Bases 1 to 1578 code for a protein of 525 amino acids. The transcript has 3 exons. Gene Ontology annotation, molecular function: hydrolase activity.
AUGCGCUGCAUGGUUGGGCUGGCAUUGGCGACCACCGUGAUUGUCAUCACAUCAACUGCUUCAACUUCCGCGGAUAACUCGACCGCGCGCUAUGGAAAUAGCACCGCUGGAGCUACUGUGCGUCACAUUUUGCACUUUUCGGACGUACAUCUCAACAUUUCCAAGUCGCUGAACGCCAGCGAAUCGGCCGAGAUUCCCGUCGCCUAUGGUGACGACGCACCGAUGCGUUUGUUGGUAUCGGCUCUGGACUACGCGAAAAAGCUGCUACCCGAUCCUGAGUUCUUCCUCUACACGGGGGACCACGUGGUGCAUGGAGAACUGUCGGACGAAUAUCUCGCUGAAGCUGUCGAGGAGAACGUCGAGACCAUGGCCAAGUAUUACUCUACGGAGAAUAAUGGCACGGCUCUCGACAUCACGGCGAUCAUAGGCAAUGCCGACACAAGUCCUGACUACACCAUGAAUGUGACGGACCCCGAGACGGAGGAGAAUCCGAUGAUCGCAUUAAUUUCAGGGGCCUGGAACAAUACGAUGUCGAAGUCCAACCUCGAUUGGUUCAACCGCCGCGGGUACUUAGCGUACGCCUUGGACGAAAAUUUGAUCGUGAUCACGCUGAACACGCUGCCCUAUUCACCAAAUCAUCAUCCAGAUACGUCGGACUUGCCUGACCCGUUCGACCAAUUCGAGUGGUUGAAUGCAUCACUAUCCGAAUUGCGAGGGGCUGGCAAGUGGGCCUACAUCGUUGGCCACAUCCCUCCUAUUAUCGACUCGUAUGCUGGAGAACCUAUGUGGAACGAGACGUACAUCAAGACGUACAAGCAAAUUGUCAGCCAAUACACCGAUAUCAUCAAGGCCCAGUUCUUCGGUCACGUGCACAGCAUCGAGUUCCGAUUACCCCUUUCCAGCAGUUUGAGUUUCCAACUCCAGCAGGACGGAGUGACUGUGGACGAUGACUAUACAGACAGCUCGGAACUCGUGCCACUGUUUAUGACGGCGGCAAUUUCUCCGUUGUUCUUGAAUAAUCCAGCAUUUAUGGUCUGGGAUUUCCACGCUACGACGUAUGAUAUUCUCGACUUCACCGUUUACGGUGGCAACAUCUCGGAAGCCACGCAAGAUGUCGAUUGGAAGGCACUCUUCCAAGCAAGCACGGAGUAUGGCGUCAGUUCAUUGAGCACAUCGGAGAUUACCAGAUUUGUGGAGCGUGCAGCAGCGGACGCACAACUGUUGGAGCAAUACUACUUCAACUCGAAGGCCCAAUCGCGUCUCCAAUCAUCGUGUUUGGAUGCUGCGUGCCAAGCUGAGUGGUUGUGUUCUCUAUAUUGGUGGUCAACUGCGGCAGAUUUCACCUCCUGUGUAGCGUCCACCAAGGCGUCGAAGUCGAAGGAUACGUCUGAUAUCAAACCCUCAAUAUCUUCAUCAGCCGUGUCGCUCCUAUUCGCGACGGCUGCCAUUAUCGUGGGAGGUAUAGCCGCAACUGCAGUUUUUGUGCUGGUUACUGCGAAAGUAUGUCGCCGAGGAGGUGACCAGGCGGCUACAAAGCUCUUACAGCGCCAGCGUGUCCAUUUUGCAGCGAUGGUAUGACGAAUUAAUAUUGCGUGAGUUGAUAACAGCGAAUGUGUUUGUUUCGUGGCAAUAAAAGAGUUUUUUCAUAAAGAAAAUCUUUUCCCAGUUCAUUUUUGUUAGCCAGAUACGAGUAAAUAAAUUUUAGAAUUUCUAAGAAAGC